GUCAUUUCCCGCUGCCAAUGUCGGCUUUUCAAUAAUGAGCCAUCACGGUCAUAUGUGGGCCCAAAGCCGUCUGACCGGGCCGGGCUCCCUAUAAUAACAGAGGCGCCAUUUCCAGGUUCGCCGCACAACGCUAUCUCAACUUCUCUACCCAAAGUCCUCUGCUCUGCUCUCCUGUUGCAGCUGUUGUUGUUGUCCGUUCUUCUUCUUGGCCUUCGCAAUCGCGUCCAUGGAGCUAGCUGCUUCCGCGUCGGCGUCCGUCUGCUCCUCGUACCACCACUUGUCCACGCAGGCCGAUGCCGACGACGGCGGCGCGCCGUCGACCCCGCGGCGGAGGAAGCACGCCGCCGCCGGAUGCGGGCUCCGGCGGCGGUGCUACACCGUGCUGAAGCAGCAGCGGACGAGGCUCUACAUCCUGCGGCGGUGCGUCUCCAUGCUCCUGUGCUGGAACGAGCACGACCUGUCGGACUGAGCCUGGAUCGACCUGCGGGCGGGCUGUGGGUCUGGGCCGGGCCUGUAGGUAGCUGGCCCCGGUUCAGAGUAUGUAUGUACUUUUGUUUUUUGGGUAGAGACACGUUUGGAGUAUACAUAUAUAUAAAAAAUACUCCGUGCCGGUUUGUUGAUAGUGAUCAUGAAAUCAGUUUUUUUUUAUCUGACGAUGUGUUCGGGAAUGAUGUUUGACGAAAGCAAUGCCAAUACAAGAUGUGAUGCAAUUGCA
Messenger RNA from Brachypodium distachyon (stiff brome), 715 nucleotides. RefSeq lists its product as uncharacterized. The record is from RefSeq and is a predicted model, not a curated record. The transcript has a single exon. Gene Ontology annotation, biological process: negative regulation of cell population proliferation. Bases 227 to 469 code for a protein of 80 amino acids. Lineage: Eukaryota; Viridiplantae; Streptophyta; Magnoliopsida; Poales; Poaceae.